Pelmatolapia mariae (spotted tilapia) is the source of this 1914-nucleotide messenger RNA. It is a transcript of the gene mtpn, whose product is annotated as myotrophin. Gene Ontology annotation, cellular component: cytoplasm; nucleus. Gene Ontology annotation, biological process: regulation of barbed-end actin filament capping. The transcript has 4 exons. NCBI's taxonomy places the organism in Eukaryota, Metazoa, Chordata, Actinopteri, Cichliformes, Cichlidae. The record is from RefSeq and is a predicted model, not a curated record. Bases 293 to 649 code for a protein of 118 amino acids. Gene Ontology annotation, molecular function: protein binding.
CGGGUAACGGCAUCGGAAAUAUUUGUGGAUUGCAGAAAGGCGGAUACCUGUUUGCUACUUUGCCGUUUAGAACUUUUCGUGAACCAUUUUCCCCCGUCACUCGUCAUUGAGUCGCCAUAUCGAACAAAAAUUAUUAUUCUGCGUAUUUUUAUUUAGCUGAAACUGUAUUAGCCUCGACGAGAGUAGUAGUUUUCUAGCCUCAACUAGCUAACUUUUAACACACUAGCAGAUAAGUUGUCAAACCCCCGGCAGUACAACAAGGAAGGUGCAACACCGAACCGACAACAAAAAGAUGUGCGAUAAAGAUCUGAUUUGGACACUGAAGACCGGGGACCUGGAUGAGGUCAAAGCCACACUGCAAACGGCUGAGCAUGUGAACCGGACCCUCGAUGGUGGGAGGAAGCCGCUGCAUUAUGCUGCAGACUUCGGUCAGACAGAUGUGGUGGAGUUCCUCAUUUCUAAGGGGGCAGAUAUCAAUGCUCCAGACAAACAUGGGUUUACUCCACUGAUGACUGCCUGUUUUGAGGGUCAUCUCUCAUGUGUCAAGCUCCUGCUAGAAAAGGGAGCUGACAAAGACCAAAAAUCACCAGACGGCAUGACUGCCCUUGAAGCUGCUGCUACUGAGCCCAUAAAAGCUCUGCUCAAGUAAGACACCACAGUGUGGGAGGUGGCUGGGCAGCUGUAUGAACGGGCACUCAAAUGGAUGCAGUGAUCUCCUGAGAGAAGAUGGACUUGCCCCUUUGACCCUGAUCAACCUCUGUCUCAACAAUGCUUUUGUCUGUUUGUUGGAGGUUCAUUUUGUCUGUCUGGUGGUCUUCCUUACAUUGUAAUUUCUCUUUUCCCCAGGUUUUUGGGAUAGGAUUUUUUUUUUUUCCUUAGUCCUCUGUUUUUAGCCAUUUAACAGAAGGACUUGUCAGUUAUGUCUCCCUUAGGGACCAAACACUUGGGGAGUGCUCUUGAACCUGGAUCUUAACACUGCUCAGAUUAGUAACAGACUCUAUAACACAAACACAAAGCUUUCAUAUACGAGUAAAUGCACAUCUUUUUUGCAGUUGUGUUGUAAAAACAUACUGAAGUUAAAUUGUAAUGGAUCAGUAGUGUGUUAAUAUUUUUACAACUUCACAGUUAAAGUAUUUUAUGGCCAGGAUUUCUCAUGAACAUUAAUUGCACUGUACUAUACUUGAUAAGACUAAAAAGAUUAAGUUUAAUUAUGUUAACAUUUCAUUAUGUGUGGCCUCUUCCUGUACUUUAAUUUUUUUUUUUUUUUAGUAGAUCAAAUUGUCCCUCAAAUCUAAGCUUAAUAUUUUAGAGAUGUUGGCUGAGGGAGGUGCAGAGGUCAGAUUUUUCUUUUCUACUUGGUGAUGUAUCACUUACAUAUCAAAUGGUGUUUUUUCCACAAAUUUUACAUCAUUAAGGUAUUCUCUAUUCUUUGACCAAUCACCAUGCUGGCUAACUAGAAUGACUUGAAUGUUGCAAUUUUCAAACGUGUUACUCAAUCCCUUUUGAAGCAAUGUUAACAGCACAUAAUAGGAUUAGAUAUUUUAGAACUUUCUUCAUUUUGCCGCCCCUGGGUGAGAGUUCAGAGCAAAAAUUCCUUUUUCCUUUUUUUUUCUUGCAGCUUCUCUGAGUAUUUUGUAACUAAUGGGCUCUAGGGGUUGUAAGUGAUGGGUUAAUGGGGGUCAGAUUUGAAAGUUGUUGGUAGGGGUGUUUUUUUUAUUCCCCUUGCCUUGUUCGUUUUUUCGGUUCAAAGCCCUGCCUGUUUUGCUGCAUGUCAAAACUGCCUCUGCUUUUAUGCUAUGAAAUGGUCACUGUCCUCUUGGUUGCUUUCAAACAAAUUACAACAAUGCAAUAGACAAAAAAAAGAAUGCUCUUGCUGACUUUGUUGUGACAAAAGUCUGUAAAAACAAAUAAAAA